AUGAGUACUUCCGACUCCAACCCUACUUUCAGCUUCGGCGAAUGUCCAGUUUGCGUCCAGGAAGCCGCCCUCUUCAUCUUGCCUUGCUCGCACACGGGUUAUUGUAAAGAUUGUCAUGCUGAGGCUCUCAGACACUUGCAGGAGGGCGACCGCAAACCAGAAUGCCCCACCUGCUCGACCGCCAUUCCUAUCGAGGCCUUUGAAUCUAUUAUUGAUCCUGAGCAAUACGCUACAAUCACCACUAGAAUGCUUGAGUGGGGCAUUCCUACCAACGAACAUCUCUACUGCGCUAACACUGACUGUCUGAAGUUCAUUCCCCCUUCCGCUCCUACUUCCUCGAGAGGUCGCCAAUGUAUGAAUUGCCACGAGACGACUUGUUUGGCUUGUAAGAACAACGCUCACGAUGGCGCCUGCCCCGAAGAUGAAGGCUUGAAGGCCGCGGUCGAAACAGCUCUAACUGACGGUGCCAAACCCUGUCCUUUCUGCGGUACCUUGAUCAUCCGAAACGGCGGAUGCCAACAUAUUUAUGCCCACCCGAAUUGUGACAAAGAGUUUUGCAUUCUUUGUCUUGCAGAAUGGAAAGACUGUUUGGCAACUUGUGAAGGGACGAAAGAUGAUUUACUGGGACAGGAUGUUUACGACAACGAUAUCCCGGAUUGGGCAAAUGAGUGGGACUAUUUCGAGGAUGAUGACGCACUUGCUAUCGCUGAAAGAUUUGCUGGUGCUCGGCUACGUAUUGAGUUCAAUGAUCGCGACAUGUUCUCGUUCAACGAGCUUCUGGCGGUUCUCAGUGUCACACUGGCUGUGCACAGGGAAUACCUUGCCACAACCACUCUCAUUCAAUGGCUCCUUGAUAUGGGACAGGGCCUACUUGACGACGUUUUGGAGGAUCGAGUCAAUCGCCUUGACCCUCUUGACGAACAGCAUCUGUCAGACUUUAACAACUUCGCCCGGCUCAUAUCACAGGCUCGCGAUCAUGCAGCGGCUGAGCUGUGGUUGCGUACCGAUGAUCCAUACGAAUUCAAUCUUCAGGCCAUCGAGGAUUUUCUGGGAGAUGUUCAUGAAUUGAGAUCGGAGGGCUUCAUCGCUGCUGAGCAGGAGGCAAUUGAAAUGCUUAGCAUGCACCAGGAACCCGAUCUUGCCGAGAGACGCCGCUACUACAUGAACCUUUUAUUACGUGCUACGAUCACAUUCGACGACCUCCUCCUCUUCAACCAGACAAGCAAGGCAGUAUACAGAGAAAUGGACCCCACCCUCCCACUCUACUUUGGCAAGCCGAGCCCCGCCAUAGAUGCCGCGUGGGUAGAUCUUCUACAGUAUGAGUACCCUGCCAUCACAUCGGAGGAGAUUGCCUUGAAUCCUUCUCUUGAUUUCGACUUGGAAAGAGACAAACAUCCUGCAACGGGCAAGUACCACUUCGCCCUCGACGUCUUCCACAACUUGCACUGUCUAAACGCGGUGAGAAAGGAGCUUGAUAAGGACUACUACGGCGCCCACGACCAUGGCCAUGUUGGCCGAAGAGAAGGACAGAAUCAUGGGACUCACGCAGCACAACAGCACCAAGGUGCCCUCGAGGCUGCCCAAAGAGACCACAUUGACCAUUGUAUGAACCAUAUCAGACAGAGUUUACAGUGCCGGCCCGAUCUCAGCCCGGCGGCGAUGCAUGUUUUCGAGGAUUCGGACGGCGCGAAGUAUUUCUUAGGAAAUGCUGAGAAGCAUACAUGCUAUGAUUGGGACAGUAUCAUGCAGUGGGCUGCUGAAAGAAAGCUUGAGCCGGGCUACACAACUCCUGUGCAUUGA
This is a messenger RNA of Aureobasidium musti, 1800 nucleotides long. NCBI's taxonomy places the organism in Eukaryota, Fungi, Ascomycota, Dothideomycetes, Dothideales, Saccotheciaceae. The record is from the annotation of a GenBank genome assembly.